CUGGAGAAUUAAUGAGCAUGAAUUCAACCAUCACAGCCUGGGGAAACGAAACCACAACAGCAAAUGGCAGUGCUGAGGCCAGGCCUUGUGACAAGCAUACCCUGACCAUGCACCUGCUGAUCAUCAUCGUUUCCCUGGUCGGGCUGGCAGGAAACGCGGUGGUGCUCUGGCUGCUGGGCUUCCGCAUACACAGGAACGCCUUCUCCGUCUACAUCCUCCACCUGGCUGCGGCUGACUUCCUCUACCUCUGCUUCCGGAUUAUACAUUCCCUAAGGAAACUCAUCGGCUUUUUCCGUCAUGUUUCUGUCUCCCUCCCUGGGAUCUUCAAUGCUAUUAUAAUUUUUCCCUACAUCAUGGGCCUGAGCAUCCUCACCGCCAUCAGCAUCGAACGCUGCCUGUCUGUCCUGUGCCCCAUCUGGUACCGCUGCCACCGCCCCAAUCACUUGUCAACUGUCAUGUGUGCCCUGCUCUGGGCCCUGUCCCUGCUACUGAGUGUCCUUGAAGGAAAUCAGUGUGGUUUCCUGUUUGGGAAUUAUGACAAUGAUUGGUGUCAAAUAGUAGACUUCAUCGCUGCAGGGUGGCUGAUUUUUUUAUGUAUGGUUCUGUGUGGAUCCAACCUGGCCCUGCUGGUCAGGAUCUUCUGUAGGUCCCGGCGUAUGCUACUGACCAGGCUGUAUGUGACCAUCCUGCUCACAGUGCUGGUCUUCCUCCUCUGUGGCCUGCCUAUAGGCCUCUUCUGGUUUCUGUUGUCUUGGAUUGAAAAUGAUUUUUACCCAUUCUCUUGUCAUUUGUAUCGUGUUGCAUCUGUUCUGAACGCUGUUAACAGCUGUGCCAACCCCAUCAUUUACUUCUUCGUUGGCUCCUUUAGGCAGCGGAGGGGCAAGACCCUCAAGCUCAUUCUUCAGAGGGCUCUGCAGGACAGUCCGGAGGUGGAUGAAUGUGAAGGCAGCCUUUCUCAGAAUACCCUGGAGCUGUCGGUAAGCGGAUGGGGGAAGUGAUGAAGAGCCUCUCUCCUUGGUUGGUCAGAGGUGACUUUGAGAGUCAACACUGUCCUGCCACACUUGACAGUUACCAGCUCUUCUCCCAGCCUUAAGCUUCUGAAAUGUCUUAGUGAUUCCAACAUUGAUUUAUCUUAACCUGGUCUUUUUGUUUUUCUUAGAGAAAGCAAUCUGAGAUAAGAAUGUUUCCAUCUUUCUUAACAUUCUAAAUAAACUUCUCAUGUUAUCUUCCUCUGAA
Molecule: messenger RNA, 1236 nt
Organism: Galeopterus variegatus (Sunda flying lemur)
Lineage: Eukaryota; Metazoa; Chordata; Mammalia; Dermoptera; Cynocephalidae
Product: mas-related G-protein coupled receptor member X2-like
Exons: 1
Coding region: 12-998 (328 amino acids)
Biological process (GO): G protein-coupled receptor signaling pathway
Cellular component (GO): membrane
Molecular function (GO): G protein-coupled receptor activity
Source: RefSeq, a predicted model, not a curated record